AAUUUGAUCUGUUAAACCGAACCAACCAGGAAAAUCGGAACACCGGAAGAAGACGCGACGACUUCGAGUGAGUGAGCGGUUUUCCGAUGAAAACUCCGGCGCUCCUCCUCCUCCUCCUCCUGGCCUUCGUAUCCAUCAUUCCCCCGUCAAGCGGUCAUGACGAAUGGGAUAUCCUCACGGAGCAAAACUUCUCUUCUCAGAUCCGUCUCCACCCUCACGUCCUCCUCUUCGUCACCGCUCCAUGGUGUGGCGAGUCCAGAUCCCUUAAGAACGAAAUUACUCAGUUGGCUCAUAGUAGUGAGGAGUUUGAGUCGUUGAAGUUGAUGGUUGUAUACAAAAAUUCAGAAAAGAUGCUAGCACAAGCCCUUGGUGCUGCCAACGGGAUAACAGUUUUGUACUAUCACCAUAGUGUGCCUUACAAUUAUCAAGGGAAACUCCGAGCCUCAAAUAUAUUGUCCUCUAUUCAUCCUUAUCUGACAUCAAUUCCCGAAGAACUCCCACUCAGACAUUUGAAGUCUCCAGAGAGUUUGAAUGAUUUCCUUGAAUCAUCUGACAAGGCUUUACUUCUGUUCGAUUUUUGCGGAUGGACAGCUACACUUGUGUCUGAGUUGAACAAAAAUGUAACUGAAGAUAACCUUUGGCAAGGAAACUUCUCCAAAAGGAUAGAAACUGACCGAGUGCUAAGGCUAAGAGGAAAAAAUAACCAGAAGGUGGCUGAAACAGACCAUGCAAAAUGGAAAAUGAUGUGUAGAGUCCAAAGCGGGUUUGGUAGAGUUCCUUGGCUUGAGGAUUUUAGCUAUGUCAAUGAUACUGCUGCUUUGCAGGAGAAUGAUGGAGUCAAUCGGGGUUUUGGACAAACAUGUAACCAUGAACAGUACAAACAAUUCAGUUCAUUCCUCCCGAAAUUGAUUGCCACCGCAAAAGAGUUUUCUCUGCCUCCUGAAAGACAAAAGUUUGGUCUGAUCACAGAAGGAUCACUGGCUUCAUCUUUUAAUAUUGGAGCAUUUGAUUCAUGGGCAGCGGUCCUUCAGCUGGCAGGAUGUCCACAUUGUUCAAAGAUUCUCAAGGUCGGGGACGACAUUCAGAGACUCUUGAAGAUGGAAAAUCCGAUAGUUUCAGAGCUGGAGGAUGACCGGCAGGACCAUGAGUCAUCUUUACCUACAAGUAAACCAUCGGUUAUUCUUUUUGUGGAUAGAUCAAGUGGCUCCUUGGAAGAUAGGAGGAGGAGUAUGAAAGCACUUUGUACUUUCAGAGAGGUAGCUGCACAUCAUAAAGUGUCUGGCAUAAUGAACUGGAAGAAUGAUAUUCAGCUUGAGAACUCCGUUAACCAGGCUGAUGAAGAAUCUGGGUCCGUGUCACGUCCGAAAACUGCCCCAAAGAUUAAGACGAUUAAGUUAGAGAAUAAGGUCUCUUUUAUGAUUUUGGAUGGGGAUAAAAAUGUUGCCCUUAAUACUAUAGGUCAAGGAAUCGAUGGCAGUUCCUUGCAGGAGAUACUGACAAAUCUUGUUCACAGAAGAAAAGAAAAAAAAUUGAGCUCGAUUGCUAAGGAUGUUGGUUUCCGGCUUAUAUCCGAUGAUGUGCACAUAAAAGUAAUCGAAGCAUUACCAUCACAAGCAGAAGUUAUCUCUGGUCAAGACACAUCUUCAUCUUCUGCAGAAGGUUCCAGUGAAAGUUCUCUUCACCCUAAUGAAGUAGAUGUGCAGAACGGGGCGAGUACGAGUUCUGAAGAAAAAGAUAAAAUGAAAAUUUCUGAAAGUGAAUCCUCCUCCCCCGAUGAUGAAGAGCAGGUUUCUAGAAACAGAAGUGAACAAUUAGUAAUGGGGGAAACCGAUAAGUCUGGAGUUUAUAAAGCAGAAAAUGUUAAGGGAGAGAUCAAGGUACCGUUGAACUCGGAAUCGAAGGAAGAUCUAGUGCAUAGUUUUACGGGUUCAUUUUUCUUCUCUGACGCAAAUUAUGCGUUACUUAGGGGUCUCACUGGUGAUGUAAAGAUUCCAUCAGCAGUAAUACUUGAUCCUGCUUUACAACAGCACUAUGUCCUUCAAGAUGAGUUGGAAUUUAGCUAUGCGUCACUUGUCGACUUUCUUCAUGGAUAUCUCAAUGGAAGUCUAUCACCUUAUACACAGUCUGAAACUACUAUUCAAAAGCCUAGGGAAGCUACAGUUCCACCUUUUGUUAACCUGGAUUUUCACGAGGCGGAUUCUAUUCCGCGUAUCACAGUCAAUAAUUUCUCCAAUAUGGUUCAUGAAUGGAAUCAAUCCAGUGCAGAGAAGGCUCCCUGUCCUUUGUGCCAGGACGUUUUGGUCCUUUUUAGCAAUAACUGGUGUGGCUUUUGUCAGAGGAUGGAGGUAGUUCUGCGUGAAGUAUACCGAUCACUAAAGGGAUCUAAAGCGAUAAAACAAGGAGGUUCCAGGAACAAUCAAAUGCUUUUUAAAUCAGCAGAGACACCGACUAUAGUUCCACUGAUCUACUUAAUGGACUGCACGUUGAAUGAUUGCAGCUUAAUCCUAAAAUCAAUAAAUCAGAGGGAAGUGUAUCCUUCUUUAAUAUUAUUUCCAGCCGAGAGAAACAAAGUUAUUCCGUAUCAAGGGGAGACGUCUGUAACUGACAUAAUGGAGUUUCUAGCUCGCCAUGCAAAGAAUUCUCCUGACAUUUCCGGAAUCCUUCCUACUCUGUCUGGAAAAGAAGGAAGAAACUCAAACCAGCUCGAUCAAUCUUCAGUAAACGAUAAAGUGACAGACGGUGAUAAACUUGUUGAGCUUGUUGCAAGUAACAGAGAUCCCCCUGAAAUAGAGGUAAACCAUGACCAGGUCAAUUCCCAAUCGCAGUCGGUCAAACCUGGUCCCCAAGUGAAAAUGGGCACAAUCCUGGUUGCUACAGAAAAGCUAGCUGACACUCCGCCAUUUACCAAAUCAAAGAUUCUGAUCAUAAAGGCAGACCAUGAAUCCGGCUUCAUGGGUGUGAUCUUCAACAAACGUUUAAGGUGGAAAUCUUUCCCUGACCUCGGCGUCGAAACAGUCGAGCUAUUGAAAGAGACGAUACUUUCCCUCGGAGGUCCAGUCUUGGAUCUAGAAACCCCACUUUUAGCUCUGAGCCGAGAGGGAGACUCCUCCACGUUGCUCGAACUCUCACCAGGCGUGUAUUUCCUAGAUCAUCAGUCCGUGGCUCGUCGAAUCAAAGAGUUGAAAUCUAGAGGAGGUCUGAAUCCAACUGAUUAUUGGUUUUUCUUGGGAUACACAAGCUGGAGUUAUGAGCAGUUGUUUGAUGAGAUCGGUCUUGGAGUAUGGGAUGUUGAUAACAGCGAGCUUGACUUGGCUUGGCCUUGAAGCUGUUUGCAUCUUUUCUUGCGUAUCUUGGCUCGCAAUAUAGUAAUGUGUUUCCUUUUUACUUCCUUUUUAGAAAGAAGAAAUUUCAAAGAACGAAAAAAAUAGAAGAUAGUAAAAGCCCUCUUUU
Eutrema salsugineum is the source of this 3450-nucleotide messenger RNA. RefSeq lists its product as uncharacterized. The record is from RefSeq and is a predicted model, not a curated record. Bases 87 to 3323 code for a protein of 1078 amino acids. Lineage: Eukaryota; Viridiplantae; Streptophyta; Magnoliopsida; Brassicales; Brassicaceae. The transcript is spliced from 8 exons.